AGUGUAUGCCGGUUUCGUUCCUUUUCCGGUGCAGCUGCGGCGUGUGUUAGAGGGAUCUCUGCCGCCAUGAGUGUCCCGGCUUUUAUCGAUGUUACUGAGGAGGACCAGGCUGCAGAGCUCCGAGCUUACCUGAAAUCUAAAGGAGCAGAAAUAUCAGAAGAGAACUCUGAAGGUGGCCUUCACAUCGACCUGGCACAGAUCAUCGAAGCAUGUGACAUCUGCUUAAAAGAUGAUGAUAAAGAUGUAGAGAGCAUUAUGAAUAGCGUGGUGUCUCUUCUCCUUAUCUUGGAGCCGGACAAGCAAGAAGCAUUAAUCGAAAGCCUAUGCGAGAAGCUAGUUAAGUUUCGAGAAGGAGAACGUCCAUCUUUGAGACUGCAGCUGCUGAGUAACCUGUUCCACGGAAUGGAUAAGAGUACCCCUGUCAGGUACACCGUGUACUGCGCUCUCGUGAAAGUCGCUGCUUCCUGCGGAGGGAUAAUCUACAUUCCGACAGAUCUCGAUCAGGUUAGAAAGUGGAUCACUAAUUGGAACCUUAGCACAGAAAAGAAACACGUCCUUCUCAGACUCCUCUAUGAGGCUCUUGUUGACUGCAAGAAAAGCAAUGAUGAUGCUGAUCCAUUCAGUGACGAGGCAGCCAAGGUAAUGGUGGAGCUGUUGGGAAGUUACACAGACGACAAUGCAUCUCACGCCCGUCUGGACGCUCACAAGUGUAUCGUGCGAGCACUAAAGGAUCCCAAAACCUUCCUUCUUGAUCACCUCCUUGCUUUAAAACCAGUGAAAUUCCUGGAGGGAGAACUUAUCCAUGACCUUUUGACAAUAUUUGUCAGUGCGAAACUAUCUUCGUAUGUCAAGUUUUACCAGAACAACAAAGAUUUCAUUGAUUCUUUGGGCUUGUCACACGAGCAGAACAUGGAGAAGAUGCGGCUUCUUACCUUCAUGGGAAUGGCUGUGGAAAACAAGGAAAUUUCUUUUGAUACGAUUCAGCAGGAGCUGCAGAUCGGGGCUGAUGAUGUGGAAGCUUUUGUAAUUGAUGCUGUGAAAACAAAGAUGGUGUACUGCAAAAUUGACCAGACGCAGAAGAAAGUUAUUGUGAGUCACAGCACACACAGAACAUUUGGAAAACAACAGUGGCAGCAACUAUACGAUAUUCUCAACACCUGGAAACUUAACUUAAGCAAAGUGAAAACCAGUCUUCAAAGUAUCUCUGACGCUUAACAUUUUACCAUGUUCUCUGAAUCGCAUUGGAACCGUAGUAACAAUGGAUUUCUUUUUGUUACAAAUUCCUCAAUUUUACCUGCAUUUGGUGUUUGUUAUAAGACUUAUUUUAAGUUUUCAGAUACAAUUCUUAGCAGUUAAAGGGCCAACUAUAAAAAAUAAAAUAAAA
This is a messenger RNA of Spea bombifrons (plains spadefoot toad), 1384 nucleotides long. RefSeq names its product eukaryotic translation initiation factor 3 subunit M (gene EIF3M). Gene Ontology annotation, molecular function: translation initiation factor activity. The transcript is spliced from 12 exons. The record is from RefSeq and is a predicted model, not a curated record. Bases 67 to 1215 code for a protein of 382 amino acids. Lineage: Eukaryota; Metazoa; Chordata; Amphibia; Anura; Pelobatidae. Gene Ontology annotation, biological process: cytoplasmic translational initiation. Gene Ontology annotation, cellular component: cytoplasm; eukaryotic translation initiation factor 3 complex.